GCCCCCAGCGCCGGGCCCCGGGGCGGACGCGCAGGCCGCGGGCGCGGAGCGGGCGGAGGACGCGGGGGCGGCGCUGCUGCGCGAGCCCGUGUACAACUGGCAGGCCACCAAGCCCACCGUGCAGGAGCGCUUCGCCUUCCUCUUCAACAACGAGGUGCUGUGCGACGUGCACUUCCUGGUGGGCAAGGGGCUCAGCUCGCAGCGCAUCCCGGCGCACAGGUUCGUGCUGGCCGUGGGCAGCGCCGUCUUCGACGCCAUGUUCAACGGGGGAAUGGCCACCACGUCCACCGAGAUUGAGCUGCCCGACGUGGAGCCGGCCGCCUUCCUGGCCCUGCUCAAGUUUUUGUACUCGGACGAGGUACAGAUCGGGCCCGAGACGGUGAUGACCACGCUGUACACGGCCAAGAAGUACGCGGUGCCGGCGCUUGAGGCCCACUGCGUGGAGUUCCUCAAGAAGAACCUGCGGGCGGACAACGCCUUCAUGCUGCUCACACAGGCGCGACUGUUUGACGAGCCGCAGCUGGCCAGCCUGUGCCUGGAGAACAUCGACAAGAACACGUCAGACGCCAUCACCGCCGAGGGCUUCACUGACAUCGACCUGGACACGCUGGUGGCCGUCCUGGAGCGAGACACCCUGGGCAUCCGGGAGGUGCGGUUGUUCAACGCUGUCGUCCGCUGGUCUGAGGCCGAAUGUCAGCGGCAACAGCUGCAGGUGACGCCCGAGAACAAGCGGAAGGUUCUGGGCAAGGCCCUGGGCCUCAUCCGCUUCCCACUGAUGACCAUCGAGGAGUUUGCCGCAGGCCCUGCGCAGUCGGGCAUCCUGGUGGACCGCGAGGUGGUCAGCCUCUUCCUGCACUUCACCGUCAACCCGAAGCCGCGCGUGGAGUUCAUCGACCGCCCGCGCUGCUGCCUGCGCGGGAAGGAGUGCAGCAUCAACCGCUUCCAGCAGGUGGAGAGCCGCUGGGGCUACAGCGGCACCAGCGACCGCAUCAGGUUCUCGGUCAACAAGCGCAUCUUCGUGGUGGGCUUUGGGCUCUAUGGAUCCAUCCACGGGCCCACGGACUACCAAGUGAACAUCCAGAUCAUCCACACAGACAGCAACACCGUGCUGGGCCAGAAUGACACGGGCUUCAGCUGCGACGGCUCGGCCAGCACGUUCCGCGUCAUGUUCAAGGAGCCGGUGGAGGUGCUGCCCAACGUCAACUACACGGCCUGCGCCACGCUCAAGGGCCCGGACUCCCACUAUGGCACCAAAGGCCUGCGCAAGGUGACCCAUGAGUCGCCCACAACGGGGGCCAAGACCUGUUUCACCUUCUGCUACGCAGCCGGGAACAACAAUGGCACGUCUGUGGAAGACGGUCAGAUCCCCGAGGUCAUCUUCUAUACCUAGGCUGUCUCCCCACCGCCCACCCGUGGGGGACAACCAGGUCCCCGAGGCCAUCUUCACACUAGGCCACCCCACACUGUGCCCUCGGCCAUCUGCCCACUCCCUGCCACCUUUCUCAGCAUCACGAAAGGGGCUGCCCUGUGUCCGUGGUGACAAGUGAGGCUGCUUAUUUCAUAGAAGCCAGGGAGGUGGCCAGGCUGGGGCCCCUUCCAGACAAUCCCUCAGGACCGGGGGCUGGCCGCACCUGCCCCGCCCGAGCAGGCCUAGGCUCGGGUCACGGCCCCUGCAGCUCGGGCGUCUGCCCAGCUCUCCUGACCAGGGUCCGUGUAGGGUGUCUCCCGUCUGUUCUGUUAACUGCACAUGGCAAUGCAUUUGGGGUUCCCAUUUCUCUGCCAGGAGAUGCUUCGUGGGGGCAGCUCCAGAGCCAUUGGUGUGGGCCUUCUGUUCCCCUCCUUGUCAGUUCACUGGGGACAUGCAGGUCCCACCUGCCAUGCGCGUAAGGCUGCCCCAGCCUGCUGGCGCCCCCACCUCCGGGAUGCUGGCCCAAGGCCUGCGGUGUGGGGCUGGAGCCCUGCACGGUCCUGGGGGAUGGGCUCCCGUCAAGCCCAGCCCCAGCCCAGGGGGCUGGCGGUUUGCCCUUUCCGUUCUCAUCCAUGCAGUGGGCCCCGUGCUGUCCCCCCUCUCUGGACAGGCCCCUGCAGCUGAGGGCAGGGCCUCACAAGGCCCAGUGGGUCCCUGGCUGGCCUGCCCACCUGUACAUACCGUAGCCCACCCCACCCCGGCCACCGAGUGUCGCCUGGAGGUGCUGGAGGGCACAGCCCCUCCCCACCCCUACCCCUCGUGUUUCUGCCCCAGUGACUCCUGGAACCCACGUCCUCCCCAAAGCCAUGGAAGGUGUGCCCUCACACCACGG
Molecule: messenger RNA, 2300 nt
Organism: Propithecus coquereli (Coquerel's sifaka)
Lineage: Eukaryota; Metazoa; Chordata; Mammalia; Primates; Indriidae
Gene: BTBD2
Product: BTB (POZ) domain containing 2
Exons: 9
Coding region: 257-1390 (377 amino acids)
Biological process (GO): neurogenesis
Cellular component (GO): cytosol; P-body
Molecular function (GO): protein binding
Source: RefSeq, a predicted model, not a curated record